Molecule: messenger RNA, 618 nt
Organism: Aegilops tauschii subsp. strangulata
Lineage: Eukaryota; Viridiplantae; Streptophyta; Magnoliopsida; Poales; Poaceae
Product: secreted RxLR effector protein 161-like
Source: RefSeq, a predicted model, not a curated record
AUGAAGGACUGCCAUGUCGUGCAUGCUCGAAUGGAGGCACAGCUGAAGCUAAGCAAGGAUAGCUCCGAGAAGGCAGUAGAUGCUAUGCUCUACUGCAACAUCAUCAAGAGUCUCAGGUACCUCGUACACACCCGACCAGACAUCACAUUCGUUGUCGGGUACCUGAGUAGGUUCAUGGAAGCCCCGGCAAGCGAUCACCUUGCUGUCGUCAAGCACCUGCUCCGAUGCAUCACGAGUACGCUCACGCAUGGAUGCGUGUAUCGCCGUGGCAAUAGCAAGAGCUUGGUCGGGUACAGCGAGUCCGACCACGCUGGUGACAUGGACUCCCAGGAGAGCACCUCGGGCAUACUGUUCCUUCUCGGGAAUAGUCCCGUCAGCUGGCAAUCGGUGAGGCAGAAGAUUGUCACCGCAUCUUCGUGCAAGGCGGAGUACAUCUCGGCAGCUAAAAUGGCCUGUCAAGGCAUUUGGCUUGCUCGCCUUCUCGACGAGAUGCUAAAUCAGGACACCGCCCCGGCGCUCCUCUUCGUCGACAACAAGUCGGCGAUUUCCCUCAGCAAGAAACCCAGUGCUUCACGACCACAGCAAGCACACCGAUCUCCUCUAUCACUUCAUACAUGA